AUGCCUUUUGGGGGUGGAAUGGAUGAAGGCUCUACAUGGUUGGCCGGUCUCGGGUUCCGUAUGAUCCUAAUGCCAUCGCAGACGAGCCUUCAUCUCGAGUCCCUUCAGUUCGUGUGCCACAGAGCAUUAGGCGAUACCAGUCGGGAUAAUGAUGUUGCGCAGACUCAACCUAUUCGAGUCAAUCUGCUGAACGCCUGUACAGCAUCGGCGACUCGCUCGGCUACUCUUUGUCCUCUCUUCGAUGUUGCUGGCCCUUGCGUCGGAAAGGGCCUUGUUGGGUCUUAA
Molecule: messenger RNA, 285 nt
Organism: Protopolystoma xenopodis
Lineage: Eukaryota; Metazoa; Platyhelminthes; Monogenea; Polystomatidea; Polystomatidae
Source: the annotation of a GenBank genome assembly